Messenger RNA from Syngnathus acus (greater pipefish), 1595 nucleotides. RefSeq names its product C2 calcium-dependent domain-containing protein 4C. The transcript is spliced from 2 exons. Gene Ontology annotation, molecular function: catalytic activity. The record is from RefSeq and is a predicted model, not a curated record. Bases 239 to 1507 code for a protein of 422 amino acids. Lineage: Eukaryota; Metazoa; Chordata; Actinopteri; Syngnathiformes; Syngnathidae.
UAGACAUGGCUCAAGCUGAUUGGUCACCCCGACUGUGGUGUUGCAUAUAUAAAGCUCGCACCCGGUGCUCCGCGCCGCACCGCGCUAAGCGCUCAUUCUCAUCACACCUGUGGCUGGCUGCAAGAAGCAAGAGGAGCCAAAAAUCAUCUGACGUUUUCCCCCCAUAACAUUCUGCAGCUCCAGCUCAUUGCACUGCCGCUCACGCCCACGCGGCCCGCCGUCCGGGAGGUGGGGCACCAUGUGGGUUUUGGAUAAGAUCCGCGGCUCGGUGGAAACCGGCAUGCUGCGGCACGGGGAGAACGAUGACAAUAAAGGCGCGGCGACGCCCUACUCUAACGUCCUCACGCCAGACAAGAUCCCGGACUUCUUCAUCCCGCCCAAGUUAGUCAGCUGUCCUCCCGAACCCGAGACAGUGAAGCCCAAGGAGGCCUUGCAGCCUUCCACGUCGGAGCAAACCAUUAGCGGCGGGAGGAAGAUCAGCGGCCCCAAAAGUCCCCGUCUGGUGGUCAAAAUGGUGGGAGACACAAAGAACCUCCUAAAGGCGGCCAACCGCCACAUCAUUCAGAUCGAGAGCGCCGACGACGUCAUCGCCGGGGACACCAACGCUGACCCCCAGUCACAGACCGCCAUGUCUCUCCCCUACGUGCCCAAGACCCAAACCUCUUACGGCUUCACCACCUUGAAGGAGAGCCCCCACACUCGUCGCAAGGAAUCGCUCUUCCACUGUGACAUCACCAGUCCCAUGACCUCCCCCAACAGUCAGAGGAAGACCCCGGGCAAAGGCGACGGAGCCGGGGGCGGAGCCGGCAACCACCUGAACCCAGCCGACUUCAACUCCUCCCACAUGAACCCGUACCGCUACUUCAGCGGCGGCGAGAGCGACACCUGCUCUUCGGCCGAGUCAUCACCCUUCAGCUCGCCGCUACUAUCUCGCUCGGCCUCGCUGCUCAAGAUCUUCUCGCACGAGACGCAGGCCAAGGUGGCGAAAGCCAAGCGCUCCUUCGCUCGCCACAGCUCCCUCUCCACCGACGAGUGCAGCUCGGCCGAGCCCAGCCCCUGCGUCCAGCGCCGGCUGCACAUCCCGUCCUUCCACUACGGAGGCGCACCGUCUCCGGAGCACGGCUCGCAGCGCGAGCACACGGUCAACCUCCACAAGGGCGGCAGCGUUCGCAUCAGCGCCCAUUACGACGCCGGCACCUCCCGCCUGCGUGUCCGCGUCCUGGCGGCCGAGAAUCUCUACGACAAACACUUUGACAUCAAGAGCAUCAACUGCUGCGUGUCCGUCUACCUGAAACCCGGCAAGAUGCAGAAGCAACGCAGCAACAUCAUCAAGAACAGUCGCAACCCUGUCUUCAACGAGGACUUCUUCUUCGACGGCGUGGGGCCGCUGCAGGUCAAGAACCUGUCGCUCAAGCUCAAGGUGGUCAACAAAGGCACCAGCCUCAAAAGGAACACUCUGCUGGGUGAGCGGGAGGUCCUGCUGAGCAAGCUGCUCUCGGGGGUCUAGGCUCCAAAAAGCAACCAGAAUCCACUCAUGGACCUUUAUGAGUUAUUUGCACUGCUCCACAACUCGUUUGUGUAUGUUAGAACGCCUU